GCUCGAGGAGCCGACUCUCUCACCGCGGCCCCGCAGCACCCGCCCGCCGCGGGGUCCCCCUCCUGCGCCCAUUCAAAAGCCGCCCCGCACGCGCGGCCGCGUCACUCUGCGGGCGGAGAUACGCCGCGCUCGUCCUCCUCGGCCCCGGCCCCGCCGCCCCGUUAAGUGCUCGGGGUCCCCAGCGCUCGGCCCCACAGGCAGCGAUGCACGCGAGCCGGGCUCCGGCCAUCAGCGUGAGCGCCGAGAGCUGCAUCCCCGCCGGGCUGCGCCUGGGGCCCGUGCCGGGCAUCUUCAAACUGGGCAAGUACCUGUCCGACCGCCGGGAGCCGGGACCCAAGAAAAAGGUGCGAAUGGUGAGAGGGGAGUUGGUGGACGAAGCCGGCAGCUCCGCUUUGGAGUGGAUAGGGUUAAUCCGGGCCGCCCGCAACGCCCAGGAGCAGACCUUGGAGGCCGUCGCGGACCUGCCGGGAGGACAGAUCUUCUACCGGGCGCUGCGCGACGUGCAGCCCGGCGAGGAGCUCACCGUGUGGUACUCCAACCCCCUGGCGCAGUGGUUCGACAUCCCGCUCACCGCCACCCCCACGCACGACGAGAAAGGGGAGGAGCGCUACAUCUGCUGGUACUGCUGGAGGACCUUCAAGUACCCCAACAGCCUCAAGGCUCACGUCCACUUCCACUGCGCGCUGAGCCACGGACGGCCCUUCCUGCACUCCGAGCACGGCCGCCCCGCCGCCGCCGCUUUCGGCCUCGCCUCGAGGGCGGCCGGCCCCCCUCCGCCGGGCUGCGGCCCGCGGGACGCCGUCAAACGAGAGGCCGCCGCCGCCUCCCCGCCGCCGGUCAAGCCCCGACGUGCGGCGGGCAAGGAGGAGCAGGAGCGCGCCCUGGACAUGAGCGUGGGCGCCGGCCGCGGUCCGGGCGCGCUAUUGGGGCCGGCGGGCGGCAACGGGCUGGCGCUGUGUCCGGGAGCGCGCUCCGCCUUCCGCCCCGCCGGGCCGCUGCGGGAGGAGGCGCGGGCGGCCGCGGGCUUCCCCAAGCUGCUGGGGGGGCUGAAGGCGGGCCGCGCCGCCGCCGAGCCGCCGCCCAAGUGCGGGGCGCUGCCGGCCGAGACCGCACCCCCGACGGCGGCCGCCGCCGCCGCCGCGGCCGCCGCGGCGGGGCUGGCGUGCGGUGGGGGGCUGCGGGCCUUCCCGCUGCUGUCGCCGCUGGAAGAGGCCUCGGCCUUCCGGCCCCUGGAGCGCGGGCUGCCCGGCGCCGCGCUGCCGCCCGGCCGCUACCCGCCGCUGCCCGGCGGCGCGCUGGAGCGGUUCGCUCUGCCGCCCUUCGAGGGGCUGAAGGCGUACGCGGGGGAGUGCGGACUGCCCGUGAUGCCGCUCACCGUGUACGGCGGGGAGCUGCUGUACGGCGCCGCGCCCUACUACCCGCUGAAGCUGCACCUGGGCGGGCUGCUCAAGUACCCCGAGGCCGUGCCCUACUUCGGCGGGCCGGCCGCCGGGCUGCACGCCGCAGAGCUGGGCUCGCUGGCCGGCAUCGACCGCGAGAUCGCCAUGCACACGCAGCAGCUCUCCGAGCUGGCGGCCGAGAAGGGGCGCGGACGGCUGGAGGCGCUGCCCGCGGGAGCGGCGGGGACGGCGGGCGGCAAGGCCAAGGCCGGGCACCUGUGCCUGUACUGCGGCAAGCUGUACUCCCGCAAGUACGGGCUGAAGAUCCACAUGCGGACUCACACCGGCUACAAGCCGCUCAAGUGCAAGGUGUGCCUGCGGCCCUUCGGGGACCCCAGCAACCUCAACAAGCACAUCCGCCUGCACGCCGAGGGCAACACGCCCUAUCGCUGCGAGUACUGCGGCAAGGUGCUGGUGCGGCGCCGCGAUCUGGAGCGGCACGUCAAAUCCCGGCACCCGGGGCAGGGCCUCGGCAAGGCGGCCGAGGAGCGCAGUGACUCUGGCUACGCGCCCGCCGAGCGCGACCAAAAGACUGACAACGAGAGCGACGUGGACGUCUGCUUCACCGACGACCAGAGCGAGCCCGAGAGCGGCGGCAGGACCCGGCAGCAGUAG
This is a messenger RNA of Phasianus colchicus (ring-necked pheasant), 2054 nucleotides long. RefSeq names its product PR/SET domain 13 (gene PRDM13). Gene Ontology annotation, cellular component: nucleus. NCBI's taxonomy places the organism in Eukaryota, Metazoa, Chordata, Aves, Galliformes, Phasianidae. Gene Ontology annotation, biological process: regulation of gene expression. Gene Ontology annotation, molecular function: protein binding. The record is from RefSeq and is a predicted model, not a curated record.